UUCCUUCACACGUCCCAUCUCUUUCUUUGUUUCUCUCUCUCUCUCUCUCUCUCUUUGCCAUGGAAUCAGAUAGUCGGCGAUGAUUUCACCUCCGGUCGCCGAGUAAAUGGCAAAUGCAACUUCUUAAAAAAAGCUUAACCUGUGCUCGUCCUUCAAACGACGCCGUCUAAGCUACUCUCUACUUCUGUUCUCUUUUGCUUGCUCCUCCGCCGGUAACUAACUUUCUCCGGUGGUUUUGGAAGCUUCUAAUUCACUCUCUGUUUCCCACUCAACGACGUCGUUUUUAACUCUCCGAACUCUUUCUGUACUUUCUUCGAAUUCUGAGGUCCGAUCGUGUUCUUGAAAAAGAGUCUUUGCUCAGUUUCUGAUUCAAUAGAUCUCCGCCGUUCGAUUCGUUGCUCUAUGCGAAGCCAUUUUUACCAAGCUAUUACUAUAUAAGUACGUAGUUGAAAAUCUUGUAGUGAAAAAAAAAAAUAUAUUACUAAUAAAGAAGAAAAAAAUUUAAGAGUUGAAAUCUUGAAGAUUAAAGAAAAUAGAGUGAUGUUAGAUCUUAAUCUGAAUGUGGCCUCGGCCGAGUCGACUCAGGAAUACGACUCGGCUGCUUUCUUGGAGAAAUUUCCAGAAGGUUCAUCGGCGAACCAAAUGGACGAAUCGGGGACCUCCAACUCUUCUAUCGUCAAUGCCGAUGCGUGCGACGACGAGUCGUGCUCCACACGCGCCGCCGGUGACGUGUACACCUUCAACUUCGACAUACUCAAAGUCGUCGGCGGCGGCGGAGGAGCCGAAGAUGACGCCGUCACCGUCACCACGAAGGAGCUUUUCCCUGUCAGUACUGGUGGUGGACCUAACGGGGGGGAUUUGAUGAAUUGGCAAGGUCAGUCCUCUUCUUCUUCUUCCAAGAAGAGCUGGAUCGACCUCUCGUUCGAUCAGAGCGGUGCUGAGGUAAGAGCGGUUCAGCUUCAGCAGCAACCGCCACAACCACCGCCACAACAACCGCCGGUGAAGAAGAGUAGGAGAGGACCAAGGUCUCGGAGCUCUCAGUACCGAGGUGUCACUUUCUAUAGAAGGACUGGUCGAUGGGAGUCUCAUAUUUGGGAUUGUGGGAAGCAAGUGUAUUUGGGUGGAUUUGACACUGCUCAUGCUGCGGCUAGAGCCUAUGAUCGAGCUGCUAUCAAGUUCAGGGGAGUUGAAGCUGAUAUCAACUUCAAUCUCAGUGAUUAUGAGGAUGAUCUGAAACAGAUGAAGAAUUUGACAAAGGAAGAAUUUGUGCACAUACUACGUCGGCAGAGCACUGGGUUCUCGAGGGGGAGCUCGAAAUAUCGGGGAGUGACACUGCACAAAUGUGGCCGAUGGGAAGCUCGAAUGGGGCAGUUCCUUGGGAAAAAGUAUAUAUAUCUUGGGCUGUUCGACAGCGAAGUAGAAGCUGCAAGGGCUUAUGACAAGGCAGCUAUCAAAUGUAAUGGAAGGGAGGCGGUCACCAACUUUGAGCCAAGUACGUAUGAAGGGGAGAUGAUCUCUGAUGCCAGUAAUGAAGGUGGCAACCACAAUCUUGAUCUGAAUUUGGGGAUAUCUCCUCCACUUGGUAAUGGUUCCAAGGAGAAUGAAGGAUGCCUUCAGUUCCACUCUGACUCAUACAACGUGCAAAAUGGAAGGGGUUCUAGGAUGGAGAACCAUGCACAUGCAACAUUAUCUAGCUCACCUUUCAAAGGACUAGUAAUGGCGUCGGAGCGCCCUCCCAUGUGGAAUGCUGUCUAUCCUAAUUUCAUUCCCAAUGAGGAGAGAGCAACAGAGAAGAGAAUUGCGUUAGGUUCUUCACAUGGACUCCCCAAUUGGGCAUGGCAAAUGCAUGGCCAAGUCAGUGCUACCCCAAUGCCACUGUUCUCUACUGCAGCAUCAUCAGGAUUCUCGUUUUCGGCUACCCCUCCCUCCGCUGCCAUUCUUCCGUCAAAGCCUCCCAAUUCAACAGCCCACAAUCUCUUUCUUACUUCAUCAGCCACAGCUGCCACCAACACCUCUCAAUAUUAUUACCAGAUGAAGCAGUCUCAGGCACCACCCUAGCCUAUUGCCUCAAGGCAAUAUCAAGGGGCAAGCAUAGCAGCAAUUGUGGUCUUCGGGAUUCUUUGUAUGAUUCAAAUAGCGUUUUUUGACAUACGCAAAGAUUUGACGAUUACUUACGUCUCUCUCUGAUAGAUAAUUACGAUAUAUCGUGAAGAAAUACUAAUUCCUAUUGCUUUUACUGUCCAGCAAUUUGUUUGUAUUUGUCGUUGGAUUCGACGAAACUUUUUGUUUGCAAUUACGUUGUUACGAAUAAGAAUCCAGUUCAACGAGACAAUUGUCCCCUAA
Molecule: messenger RNA, 2343 nt
Organism: Quercus robur (English oak)
Lineage: Eukaryota; Viridiplantae; Streptophyta; Magnoliopsida; Fagales; Fagaceae
Product: ethylene-responsive transcription factor RAP2-7
Exons: 10
Coding region: 541-2058 (505 amino acids)
Biological process (GO): regulation of DNA-templated transcription
Molecular function (GO): DNA-binding transcription factor activity; DNA binding
Source: RefSeq, a predicted model, not a curated record